AUGGAAAAAAAUCGAGCUGACUUAGACCAAGUACCUAAAAUUUUUAUGCUGCCAAACUUUUCUUUGGAGAAUCCAGAUACAUUCUCUGCAGUUUUUCCUUGGACACAAGUUGAAGAAUCAAAGCCAGACAAAAGUGGCAACAGACAGUCAUGUAAACUCUUGCAAGAAAAGUUGAGCCACUAUUUAGAUACUGUUGAAGUACAAAUUGGAGAGCAGAUCUCUAUGCGGUCAGAAGCAUUCUUCCAUGCAAUGACUUCCCAUGAUGAACUGCAGGAUUACAUGCAAGUCACAUGUCGAGCAAUUAAACAACUCAGGGAUAAAAUACAUGCUCUUGAAGAGACAUUGGCUAAAGGAUCAUUAAAAAUACUAAAAUUAUAUAGAUCUAGAACCAAUUAUGCAAAACUUCAUAAUAAGUUAAAAUUGAUAUCAACUGUUCAUCAAACCCAACCUACAAUACAACUUCUAUUAUCAACUAAUGAGUUUGUUGGAGCACUUGAUCUCAUUUCUACCACACAAGAGGUUCUAGCACAAGAACUGGCAGGGAUUCAUUCUUUCAGGUAUGUGGCAGAAAUUGAUCUUAUAUUAUUUUUUUUGUUAUCUUCACUACUGUUGCAUGGACUGUUUGGUGUCGAGGGAAUAGACAUAAAAAUCACUGUUUGUUAA
Messenger RNA from Acanthosepion pharaonis, 663 nucleotides. Lineage: Eukaryota; Metazoa; Mollusca; Cephalopoda; Sepiida; Sepiidae. The record is from the annotation of a GenBank genome assembly.